UUUAACUGAGCCGCCCCUCCUGACAGGAGCUGAAGCGGCCGCGCAGCUCGUUCCCCGUCUCCCUCCCCCCUUCCCUUUUCCAGCUGCUUUCCGGGGAUCCCCGCUGCCAUGUCCCAAAAACAAGACGACGAGAACCCCGCGGAGGAGACCGGUGAGGAGAAGCAGGACACACAGGAGAAAGAAGGCAUUCUUCCUGAGAGAGCCGAGGAGGCAAAGCUUAAGGCCAAAUAUCCCAGCUUAGGACAAAAGCCUGGCGGCUCCGACUUCCUCAUGAAGAGACUCCAGAAAGGGCAAAAGUACUUUGACUCAGGAGACUACAACAUGGCCAAAGCCAAGAUGAAGAAUAAGCAGCUGCCCAGUGCAGGACCAGACAAGAAUCUGGUGACCGGCGACCACAUCCCCACCCCACAGGACCUACCCCAGCGGAAGUCUUCUCUCGUCACCAGCAAGCUUGCGGGCGGCCAAGUUGAAUGAUGCUGCCUGGGGCUCCGCCAGAUCCUGAGAUGUUGCCCCCCGCUCCUGUGCUGGCUCCUGUCCCCCUCCCUCGUUUUUUGCAGCCAGGGGUUAGGUGGUGGCAUAGGCCCGGGCUGGGGGAGGUGAGACCCCUUCUUUUGGUGCCCCGGCCCAUGGAGGCCCUGGGGCUGAGCACCAAGACCUCAAACCGUUUUUGUUUUGCCUUUUUUCCCAAUUAACUGUCUGGUGAAACCUCAGUGCAACUCUGGGAUGGGUGGGGGGGUGGCAGGAGAGGGUGGGGCUGUUGAGGAGGAGGCACUUGGCCUCGGAGGUGAAACAUUCCUGACUCCUCAGCCUCAGCUGCCUUUAGGGGCUGGGGCCUGGGGACUAGACGGAAGAUGAACCCUCAAGUUGAGCUCUGUUUGCUUGGCUCUGCCUGUAACCUGGUGUCAGGGAAAGGAAUUGUCCGGUGAAAUACGACGCAGACAGGUGCCAACAAACAGCUCCUCUGGUUCUGCAGAGCGAGUGGAGAACUCAAUGUUAACUGUUCAUUAAAACAAAGCGUUGACCUUGAAAGAGAUUUGCUGUGGGGAGAAGGGCAAGGGGUAGUGAUGGGGGAACGGGGCCAUGAGCGUGGGAAGCCCCACAGAGCCCAGGGGGACUUUUGCAGUUUUGGAAAUAAAAAAAAAAAAAAAAAAAAAAAAGACCUGCAUCAAAACCUGGCUCAGAAAAAUUCUGAA
Messenger RNA from Suncus etruscus (white-toothed pygmy shrew), 1193 nucleotides. RefSeq names its product endosulfine alpha (gene ENSA). Gene Ontology annotation, cellular component: cytoplasm. Gene Ontology annotation, molecular function: protein phosphatase inhibitor activity. Lineage: Eukaryota; Metazoa; Chordata; Mammalia; Eulipotyphla; Soricidae. The record is from RefSeq and is a predicted model, not a curated record. The transcript is spliced from 4 exons. Bases 109 to 474 code for a protein of 121 amino acids.